Molecule: messenger RNA, 2319 nt
Organism: Capra hircus (goat)
Lineage: Eukaryota; Metazoa; Chordata; Mammalia; Artiodactyla; Bovidae
Gene: DGKQ
Product: diacylglycerol kinase theta
Exons: 17
Coding region: 112-2319 (735 amino acids)
Biological process (GO): lipid phosphorylation; intracellular signal transduction; diacylglycerol metabolic process
Molecular function (GO): ATP-dependent diacylglycerol kinase activity
Source: RefSeq, a predicted model, not a curated record
CCCGGCGCGGACCGCGGGGACCGCGGGGACCGCGGGGACGGCAGCCCCGGUUGCCCACAGCGCGCAGCCCGCAGUCGGCCGCCGCCGGGGCUCGGGCCGCCCAGGCUGGGGAUGGCGGCGGCGGCCGAGCCCGGGGCCCGAGGAUGGCUUGGCGGCGGCUCCCCGCGCCCUGGCAGCCCGACCUCCAGCCCUGAGCUGGGCGCCGGAAGCCGCUCGCGAUCGGGGCCAGGGUCCGGGCCGGGGUCGGGGCCGGAGCGGUCGGGCGCCAGGCCCCCAGUGCCCGCCGCGCCGAGUCACAGCUUCAGGAAGGUGACGCUUACCAAGCCCACCUUCUGCCACCUCUGCUCCGAUUUCAUCUGGGGGCUGGCCGGCAUCCUGUGUGACGUUUGCAACUUCAUGUCCCAUGAGAAGUGCCUGAAACACGUGAAGACCCCCUGCACGAGUGUGGCUCCCAGCCUGAUCCGCGUCCCGGUGGCCCACUGCUUCGGCCCCCGGGGGCUCUGGAAGCGCAGGUUCUGCUCCGUGUGCCGGAAGGGCCUGGAGGCGCCGGGCCUCCGCUGCGAAGUGUGUGAGCUGCACGUUCACCCCGACUGUGUGCCCUUCGCCUGCAGCGACUGCCGCCAGUGCCACCAGGACGGGCACCGCGACCACGACGCGCACCUCCACCACUGGCGGGAGGGGAUCUUGCCGUCCGGCGCGCGUUGCGAGCUCUGCCGGAAGACUUGCGGCUCCUCGGACGUGCCGGCCGGCGUGCGCUGCGAGUGGUGCGGCGUCCAGGCCCACUCGGUCUGCUCCGCGGCGCUCGCCCCCGAGUGCACUUUCGGGCGCCUGCGCACCCUCGUCCUGCCCCCCGCGUGCGUGCGCCUUCUGUCCCGAAACUUCAGAAAGAUGCACUGCUUCCGGAUCCCCGAGAGCGCGGCGCCAGAGCCCGGGGAUGGGGAGGACAGCGCCGACGGCAGCGUCUCCGCCGGCCCGGGCCGAGAGGUGGGGGCGCCUGAGUCCGGCAAGCAGACUCUGAAGAUCUUUGACGGCAGCGACGCGAUGCAGCGAAACCACUUUCGUGUAGUCACGGUCCCGCGCCUGGCCCGGAGCCAGGAGGUGCUGGAGGCGGCUCUGCGGGCUUACUACAUCCCCGAGGACCCUCAGGGCUUCCAGCUGCAGGCGGUCCCCACACCUGCGCAGCCUGGCGACACCGCGGCUGCAGGAAAGGUCUGGAGCGCAGGGCCCUCUGAGGAGGAGGGCUGCAGAGCGGCUCCCGAGGCCUGGGUACUCCGCGCUCUGCCCCGCACCCAGGAGAUCCUGAAGAUCUACCCGGCCUGGCUCAAGGUGGGUGUGGCCUACGUGUCCAUCCGUGUGACCCCACAGAGCACUGCCCGCAGCGUGGUGCUGGAGGUCCUCCCACUGCUCGGAUGCCAGGCCGAGGGGGUCGAGGGCUUCCAGCUGGUAGAGGUGCACAUGGGCAGCAGACAAGUCCAGCGUACGGUGCUGGCGAACGAGGAGCCCAUGCUGGACCGGCUUCGUGAGAUCCGGCAGACGUCCCUGCGGCAGAUGAGCCAGACGCGGUUCUACGUGGCUGAAAACAGCGUGCUGGCCCCGCGCGUCUCUCUGUUUGUGGGCGGUCUGCCCCCAGGCCUGUCCCCCCGGGAGUACCGCAGUCUGCUGGAUGAGGCCGUCGCCAGCAAAGCUGCCUUGGUGACGGUGAGCCACGUGUAUUCCGCCCAAGGUGCUGUGGUGCUGGACGUGGCCUGCUUCGCGGAGGCUGAGCGGCUGUACAUGCUGGUCAGGGACACAGCUGUGCGCGGCCGGCCACUGACGGCCCUGGUGCUCCCAGAGGUGCUGCACACGAAGCUGGCCCCAGACUGCCGCCCCCUGCUCGUGUUUGUGAACCCCAGGAGUGGAGGACUCAAGGGCCGUGACCUGCUCUGCAGUUUCCGGAAGCUGCUCAACCCCCACCAGGUCUUCGAGCUGACCAAUGGGGGGCCGCUGCCCGGGCUCCACGUGUUCUCCCAAGUGCCCCGCUUCCGGGUGCUGGUGUCAACCAACAGCUGGGGGCCUUGUGCUGGACCGUGUUUCCCCAGAGAUGAGCCCACAGUGUGGGCACCUUCCAAGGGCCGUCAGCGAGACGCAGGACCCACAUGGCAAUGGGCCCCUGGGCUUCCCGGCGGCCACUGUGGCUCCCCUGCCCCUGCUGUCCCGAGAGGGCACCUGGUGUGCGAGGCGGCUGGGGGUGAGGUGCCGCGCGGCCCCUAUGCACCAUGCGGGGGGCUGGUGCCACUGCUGGGAGCUGUGUGCUCACAAGUGUGCGUGCGUGUGCACUAG